This is a messenger RNA of Carlito syrichta (Philippine tarsier), 285 nucleotides long. Its product is annotated as probable glutathione peroxidase 8. NCBI's taxonomy places the organism in Eukaryota, Metazoa, Chordata, Mammalia, Primates, Tarsiidae. Bases 1 to 285 code for a protein of 94 amino acids. The record is from RefSeq and is a predicted model, not a curated record. The transcript has 2 exons.
AUGGAGCCACUCGCAGUUUACUCAUUAAAAUGCUUGGGACCCAAAGCAAAGGUAUUUGCAUUUCUGCUGUCUGUGGUUCUAUGCACAGUAAUGAUAUUUUCUCUACAACAAAAAUUCCUAAAACCUAAAAUCAACAGCUUUUAUGCCUUUGAAGUGAAGGAUGUAAAAGGAAGAACCGUUUCUCUGGAAAAUUUUAAAGGCAAAAUUUUUUUGUUGAUUCUUCUAAGAAAGAACCAAGGUGCAAUUUUUGGAAGUAUCUGGUCAACCCUGAAGGUCAAAUUGUGA